Molecule: messenger RNA, 4779 nt
Organism: Tarenaya hassleriana
Lineage: Eukaryota; Viridiplantae; Streptophyta; Magnoliopsida; Brassicales; Cleomaceae
Product: histidine kinase CKI1
Exons: 6
Coding region: 22-3417 (1131 amino acids)
Biological process (GO): phosphorylation; phosphorelay signal transduction system
Cellular component (GO): nucleus
Molecular function (GO): phosphorelay sensor kinase activity
Source: RefSeq, a predicted model, not a curated record
GAGUUGACUGUUCCGAGUAUUAUGACAGGGAAUUGGUUUAAAACCACGAAAAGUAUGAAAGAAAGCGCGGAUCUCAUAACAGAGAAUCUUCGUCGGGGAAUGGUAUCAGAGAUUGAAAACGUCGGCAGAAACUUCUGCCAGUCCACGAACUCAUCGGCCAUUGGAUUAGCCCAACUCAUCGAUUCUUCCUUCGUCGACAACAACACUCCCACCCCUCCUUCCUCCGCCCACAUCCAAUCCCUGAUAUCGCCGGUACUGUAUGAAGCGUACAGAUUGAUUCCUCACGUCUCACAAGUUUCAUACAUUGCUUCUGACGGCAACUUCCUCUCAUUCUUCACGGAUUACAACAGAACAGUCGCCAUCUUCUCCAAUACCACGUUUUCUUCGAACUACAUUUGGUACAUUCAAGACGUCGACCAAACCAACGGCCGCCUCUACGGCGAAGCCUUUAAAUAUCGACCGUUGGAUCUCAACCGCACCGAAUGGUUCCGAGCCGCAUUGAGUAACGACAACUCUACUGGUGGAAGAAACUAUGUCUCUUUGGGACCCAGUUGGGGCAUAGAGAAUGUCCCUUUAUUCUUUAACACCGUCAGUUUGCACGACAAGAAAGGAGCUGUCUCAUUGGGGUUUCGGGUUCAAACCUUAAUCGAUGUCUUGAACCAGUUGAAUCUCUAUGACGGCAAACUCUUCCUUUCAACAAAGGAGGGGACAGUGCUUCUACGAGGUGGUUCUCCGAAUGCCUUGUUCUUUGUCUCCAAUGGCUCGGCUUGCUUCCGUAACGCACCUAAAUCACCUCGCAGCCGCAACAAAAACAAAGACCAAUGCUUUCCCAGUAACAACACAUCUGUAGGUUAUGAGCUGGUCAUCGAAUCUUCGAAGUUCCGAGUUUAUUCCUCUGUUCUCGAAGUCGCCGGGAUACACCUGGUAUAUGCGCUAGUGUUUCCUAGUAAAGGAGAUAUCGUGGCGAUGAUAGAGAAGAACAGAGAGACGGGGCUGAUCUUGUUGGUGGUGAUGUCGACGUUGCCAGUGAUCUCAACCCUCAUCUUUGUGAUGUUGAUGGUGCGAGCAGCAAGGAGGGAGAUGCAUAUGUGUGCAACGCUGAUAAACCAGAUGGAAGCGACACAACAAGCUGAGAGAAAGAGCAUGAACAAGAGCCUGGCAUUCGCCAGCGCGAGCCACGACAUUAGAGGCGCCCUCGCCGGAAUCAACGGUCUGAUUGACCUCUGUCAAGAGGAAGCCGAACCUGGUUCUGAGUUGGACACCAGUCUCAAGCAAAUGCAAGUCUGCACUCAUGAUUUACUUGGUCUACUCAACUCCAUUCUUGACAUGAGUAAGAUCGAGUCAGGAAAAAUGCAAGUAGAGGAAGAAGAGUUCAACCUAGCAGAUCUUCUUGAAGAAGUCGUCGACUCCUUCCAUCCUGUGGCCAUGAAGAAAGGCGUCGAUGUUGUUUUGGAUCUACAAGAUGGCUCGAUCCUCAUGCACUCAAAUGUGAAAGGUGACAGAGGCAAACUCAAGCAAAUCCUUAACAAUCUCGUGAGUAAUGCUGUUAAGUUCACAUUCGAUGGCCACCUCUCGAUCCGGGCAUGGGCCCAGAAGCCCAGCUCCCAGAGCUCCAUUGUCUUGGCAGCGAAUGCAGAUGGAGAUGUCUGGAAGUUUUCACGGUUUAUGCUCUGCAGCAGAAAAGAUAUGUCAAAUAACAAAUUAGAGCCCGUGCGGUCAGUGAGAGGGAAUAUGAACAUGAACACGAUGGAGUUUGUGUUUGAAGUGGAUGAUACGGGGAAAGGGAUUCCUAAGGAGAUGCAGAAAUCAGUGUUUGAAAACUAUGUUCAGGUUAGAGAAACAGCUCAAGGGCAACAAGGAACCGGUUUAGGCCUCGGAAUUGUGCAGUCCCUGGUUCGACUGAUGGGAGGGGAAAUAAGAAUUGUGGACAAGGAUAUCGGUCAGAAGGGUACUUGUUUCCGGUUCAACAUUUUCCUGACGACCUCAGAGUCAACUACCAAUGACACAGCAAUGAGACAGGACAAAGAAACAAAAGGUGAUUGCCUAUCAACACCAAAUCUGGGGCUCACCGUACGGACAUCAAAUGCUAACAGAAGCAUACGGAGCAUGAGUCCAAGAUUGAACAACAUUUUCCUUAGCUCGAGUCCAAGGUCGGAUGGUUCCCGAGUAGUUCUCCUGCUCAAAGACGAAGAACGAAGAAGAGUUACACAGAAGUAUAUGGAGAAUCUGGGGAUUAAUGUAACGGUGGUGGAAAAAUGGGAGCACUUGGAUCAUGUCCUGGAGAGGAUGAAGUCUAAACUCAACGGUUCUUCACCUCAAAAUUCCUUUGGAAAAUCAGAGACUAGUUCGAGAAGUGAAAUAUCAAGGUCCAACUCAAAGGCGUUACCUUUGAGUGCCAUGGAUGGUAUUGAUCGUAGAAGCCAAUUGCCUACAAAGAAAAAAAACAGCCUAUCUAGAUUCGUCCUUCUCGUGAUCGAUGCAAACGCUGGGUCAUUUUACGAGUUGUCCAGUGCUGUGCAACAGUUUCGAGACAGCUUACACCGGGGCAUCUGCUGUAAAGUUGUUUGGCUAAACAAGAGAGACCGCGGAACAAGAGGUUGGGAGAAUGACGUUAGUUUUCUGAAACCCUUGCAUGGAUCUCGUUUGAACAAAGUGAUGAAGAUGUUACCAGAAUUUGGAGGGACGGUUCCAAAGGAAACACCCUUUGAGCUGCAGAGAGAACCGUCAUUGAGAUAUUCUCUUGAUGCGGAGAUGUCACUGGAAAAUAAAAUGCUUGUAAACACAGAGAUUCAAGAAGAUGGUUCGAGUUCAAGCUACGAUAAGAAGCUAGGCAAGACAAUGAUGAUUUCAUCCUCUUCAGAGAGGGAGACUGAUGCCAAGAGAAGAUUUACACAUUCUGUACGUACCGUUAAACCUGCAGGGAACACGGAAAACACUCAAGAAACUCCUGAGCCGAGUGAUGGGAAAUGCUUAGCAGGAAAGAAAGUUCUAGUAGUCGAUGACCAAAAAAUGAUGGCACUAAUUGCGAGCAAAAAGCUGAUGAAACUAGGUGCAUCCACUGUUGAAAAGUGUUACAAUGGGAAAGAAGCUGUCAGAUUAGUCAAGGAACAACUUGAACAAAGAGACAGAGCAACAGAUUCAAUGGAUGUUCUUCCUUUUGAUUACAUAUUCAUGGACUGUCAGAUGCCAGAAAUGGAUGGUUACGAAGCAACCAGACAAAUAAGGAGAGCAGAGAGUCGGUACGGGAUUCACGUACCAAUUAUAGCAAUAUCUGCUCACGAGCAUGGCUCGAAGGAGGCAAAACAAGCCAUAGAAGCCGGAAUGGACGCCCAUUUGGGAAAAGAACUGCUUACAGAACAUCUUGUUAACGCCAUUAGAGAAAUUAAAAGUAAGAUGACUGCACAAUACAUACCUUAGCAUAUCAUUGGGAGAAAGAAAGAAGCUUUUUCUGGAAAUUAUAGUGAAAAAAGAGUAUAUCAGCUCAGAAGAUAGAAUAGAAGAAUAUAAAUAGCUAAUGAAUGAGUAGAGAUGAAGCAUAUGCAUUACAAUUCGAAAGCCAGACAGCAUUUCGACAACAUCUCAAGUAACAAGAGAACCUUGAUACAUACAGUCAAAUGGAAAAAAAAAAGCCAUAACAGUGUAUCUAUAGUUUACUGUAAUAUGUAAACAUAUUGUAGCUCAAUAAUAUGUAAAGAAAUAUAAAGUACUAGAAAAAAAAAUCCGAGCAUCCAUACAAGACUGCGAGCAAAAGGAAUCUCGCGAGAAUAGUACAUGUAGUAACCUAGAAAACUUUCAUCGAAUUCGUAUCCUUAUUUCUCCUUUCUCUAUUUCGAGAACCGUAACUUUAUCAUCUGCGAGACAGAAAAUAAAAAGUUCAACCAAGUUUUCUAACAAACACAAUGCGACACUCGUCAUGGAGAUUACAACUCGGAGAUAACAGUUGACAAAAUGACAACUGGAAACUACGAACACAGUGAUCAAUUCAUCAGCUGAAAAAUAUAAAAAGCUAAUCACAGCUAGAAACCAGCGCAGUUCAGCUUUCCUAACUGACUUACACAGUAUUUCAGAGGAAUUGCUCUUCUGCUCCUUCCAUUGGCUCCAAACUCCACUCUUCUUCCUCUCUUGGUCUUGGCACGUCCAAUUUCUGGCCCUUUUUUCUUUUCUUAGUAGCUAUCAUCAUCGUUCAACAAUGGUCCCUGUGUUUGCUCAGUAAGCGUCCGAGUAACCAUCCAUUGCAUGAUAAAAUAUCAAAUUCGACCAGGAACUCAAAUUCCACGAAAUCGAAAUCUCUAGAAAUCAAAAAGAGAAGUUGGCUCCGAGGAUUUACGAACCUUUGACCGACUAGAGUCACGUUACCAGUACCGAGAACCAUACCAGGGUUAAGCUCGAUGGCGAUGCCCUCCUCGCCGGCUUCUAGAAGAUUCUAUCUCAAGUUACCAGUACCGAGAUUGAUCUCGAGGAUCACACCGGUGCUUUGCUUUCUGGAUGAUUCACGGAGGAAAAGCGCUUUCUAAACGCUGUCCUUUUGGAGAAAUAAAGAGACCAAACCGGAUAAAUAGACCGGCGAAUUUCCGUUCUCUUUCGAUGAAUUUAGAACCGGUCAGUAUAAUGGAACGCCAAUAUAACAUACUUGAAUCCUUUUGAAGCAAAGAUUACAUUCAUCCUCAGUUUGGUGUUAUACAGACAACGUUAAUCUAAAAAGGAACACAACACAACUAUACAUGGAUCAGCUGUGUGUAUUCCUAGGAGAGAACAAGUUGAUGCAAAAAAAAAAAAAAA